GGCGCUGAGCCUCGUUUCUGCUAUUUCUUGGGUGAUGGUAGCCAUUUUGUAGAAAGAAUGACUCGACCUGUCACUGAUUUCGGACGAUUUUCACACUACAGUUAAAACCAAAUGAAAAAAUAGAUAGUGUAACUUAAAGAUCAUACAUUUAUCAACACAUAUAAGUCCACUCUUAUGAUUGUGACCGUCAUAUAAUUGUAAUAUUUUACCCCGUAAUAAGGUGUGGUAUGGACUUGAGUGUGCACGGUGUGGAUUAUCGUAGGAAAAGCGCCAAAAAGUGAUCCUGUAACGGAAAUAUUUUUGGUGCUUGUUAUUUACCAUCUUAUUUAUCAAUGUUAUAAGUAACUUGGAUACAAAAUUUAUCACACUUUGAGUCAUCUGUGUAGAAUAUUUUCGUCUAAAGGGUUUUCGAGUUCGGUUCGCAGACUGACCACAAAGAAAAAAAUGCCGGCAACCAGUAAAGCCAGAGUGUAUGCAGAUGUGAAUGCAUUGAGACCAAGGGAGUAUUGGGAUUACGAGUCUCAUGUCGUUGAAUGGGGUCAACAAGAUGAUUAUCAGAUUGUCAGAAAACUAGGCAGAGGAAAGUACAGUGAAGUCUUUGAAGCUGUCAACAUCACAAAUAAUGAAAAAUGUGUCAUCAAAAUUUUAAAGCCAGUAAAAAAGAAGAAAAUAAAGAGAGAGAUAAAGAUUUUGGAAAAUCUUCGUGGUGGAACUAAUAUAAUAUCGCUUAUGGCGAUUGUUAAAGACCCAGUAUCAAGAACACCAGCAUUGGUAUUCGAACAUGUAAACAAUACAGACUUUAAACAAUUGUAUCAGACAUUUACAGAUUAUGACAUCAGAUUUUAUUUAUUUGAAUUACUCAAGGCAUUAGAUUAUUGUCACAGUAUGGGUAUAAUGCACAGAGAUGUCAAACCACAUAAUGUUAUGAUAGAUCAUGAAACUAGAAAGCUACGACUUAUAGACUGGGGUUUAGCUGAAUUUUAUCAUUGUGGAAUGGAAUACAAUGUAAGAGUAGCCUCUAGAUAUUUUAAAGGUCCAGAAUUAUUACUUGACUAUCAGAUGUAUGAUUAUUCAUUAGACAUGUGGAGUCUAGGAUGUAUGUUUGCUAGUAUGAUUUUUAGAAAAGAACCAUUUUUUCAUGGUCAUGAUAACUAUGAUCAGCUUGUACGAAUAGCUAAAGUAUUAGGAACAGAUGAAUUGUAUGCAUACAUAGAAAAGUAUCAAAUAGAUCUAGAUCCUAGAUUUAAUGAUAUAUUAGGAAGGCAUUCACGAAAACGAUGGGAAAGAUUUGUACAUUCAGAAAAUCAACAUUUAGUAAGUCCUGAAGCAUUGGACUUUUUAGAUAAAUUAUUGCGAUAUGAUCAUCUCGACAGAUUAACGGCUAGGGCAGCAAUGGAACACCCAUAUUUUUAUCCAAUAGUAAAAGAGCAAGGAAGAAUAUCGUCAUCAAUGUCAGGGCACAAUUCACCGACACCUGUACCUAAUCAAGGAACUAUCGGAGGUGCUACCAUGAACAGUACUGCAGCUGUGAACAGUUCACCUGUCAUCACCCCCAGUAUGUCGCCCCUUCCUAACAGUACAGCUGCCACCGCGGCCACCGCCCAAUCUUAGUGCUAUAUAUGUCUGCUUGGGCUUGAUACGUGUCUAUUGUGAUAACUAAAACUUUGCCAUCAGCUACAGGGAACGCCUGGUGAUGAUGACGAAUAUUUAUUAGUGAGCUGGUGUUGUGUCGACUUAAUGCAAAUUGUGAUGACCUGAACAAAUCAACAGGGCAAUAGCAAUACAAAGAUAAACAUGUCAUUUGUUCACCUGUUAUCAUUCAUAUUAUAGGGUAACGAUACUCGCCCAGCGGCAAAACUGUUUCUUCUCAAAUAUAUUAGUCAUGUUUCUGACAGCUAAAUAAGACAUUUUAAUUGUUUUAUUGAAUAAAGAACUAUUUUUUUGCCAAAAAAGAUUGAAAGAAAAGAUGUCAACUUUCUUACUUUUUAUCAUUAAUCAUAAGUAGUGGUUUGAAAAAUGGGGUUAAAUCAUUUAAGAUAUAGAUUAUUUUGUUUUUUUACUUUUUCACAUAAUACAUGAUAUUAAAUGAAUGGAAAGAUAAUAUUGUCUCUUGAACAGCAUUGUUUAUGUCAAUUAGUUUGUUCAUUUAUGAUGUAUGUUUUGUUUGAUGAUUUUAUAAUUUAUGUCUUGACAAGUGCUAAAAUUGAACCUGAUAUUUUCUGUUUUUAUUUGAAGUAAAAGAAACUUAUUAAGAUUAAAUAUAUUCCCAAGCAUAAUUGAAAAGAGGUGUAGCAAAAUACUGAUAUGGGCUGUAUAAUGUUUAAUAAAUAAAUAGUAGGUAGGGAAAAUGUAAUAAAUACUGUUGCCAUAGAAACAAAUAUUGGUGCAAAGCUUUAUACACAACUGUCUAACAGGUGCUAUCUUGUGAGCAUCUGGGAAAGGUUUGAUUUACAGAGCUGUUGAGAAAAGUGAGAGGCAAUGUGUCCAGUAAGAUGUAUGCAUUGGCAGCUUCUUCUAGGUUCUUACUAGACUUGAUAUUUCACUGUUAAAAACAGUACACCUGUUGUUAGACAUAAGGCUGGGCCAUCAAUUGCUUGACCUUUGAAAAUUCUACACAUGUUUAACAUCUGAUUAUAUUUAGUCUAAAAGAUAUUUAUUUUCAUACCAAUGUCUUUUUAAAACUGUUUUCUGGGAAUGUUUGGUAAACAUGUUAGAUAAAAAAUUUGAUACAUCAUUUAAUAAUGAAUUUGAAUAACACCCUUUAAACUGAAUGCAGAUAUCAAAUAUAAAUUUUAUAUGGCGGUCAAUAUUGAAUCCAUAUCAAUUAUAAAAAGAGAUUGUUGAGAUUUGAUAAGGUUUUAGAUAUUGCCAAAGCCGUGUUAUGUACACUUUAGUAUGUACUUAAACAAGUUUAAUGCUGCUGUGUUCAUGUAAUACAGAGUUUUGGUUUUGAUCGACUACAACCAUUACCGUUUUUGAUAUCAUCUGACAUGGACGGCUGAUACAUAAUGAUAGCCAUUGUAUAACUUCACCAGAAUGUACAACUAGGUAUAUUAUAAAGCUUGGAAGACAGGAAUGUUUUAGGUACAAUGAAUUUAUGAAUGUAAAGGUAUUAUUACUAAUUAUGAUUUUAAUUGCUGUUAUAUAAUAUUGUAAAGCAGGUCUCAUUGGAAUUAUAAUGUCUUUCAGUUUACAAUGUAUAGUUUAUCAUCACUGUAUCGUCUGACUCUCACAGAUCUGUUUUCAUAUAAAUAUUCUCAUCAUGUUGUUUAUGGCUGGUUAAUAUCUGCAUCAGAAAAGAACAUUCACAUUAGCAUUCGACUGUACAAAUUGAGUCUAAUAUAUGCUGACUAAAAGUCACUUUUAUGAUAACGGGUCUCAGGAGAAAUGCAUAAAUGUCUUCAUACAAUGAGGUUAUUGAAAAAUAAAUGAUUUAAAUAAUAAAAAAACAAAUCAUAUUAUAAAUAUAGCAAGAGAGACCAGCCUCCAGGGAAAAAUCAUAUGAAGGUGCAUUUAUUGAUGAAGAUUAUCAUUAACAUUGCUGUUAUGAUGUAUUUGUGACAGUUGAGUGAGACUCCAAAGAUCCUUACAAAGAAAGUUUGAUUAGCUCUAAGCUGGCAUCACAUAAAUGUUCAACAUUGUUCUUAAAGUGUUUAAUUAAAGAUAAUAACAAACAUCAGUCAUACUGUGUAUGCUAAGAUACACUUAUGGUGCUGUCAUUGUCCGAAGCACAACCUUUUGGUAUAGAUCUGAAAUCUUUUUUGGCAAUUAUUUAAAAUCAACACAUCAGUGUAUGUGUCAGUCAAAGGACCUUGAAUGGAUAAUCUCAAUGACUCAAAUUCUCCUUCACAAAUAUUGUGCUUGGAGAAAACAGCUUUAACAAUAUAUUCUAUAUAAAAUUAUGUAUUUACAUCAUGGUGAACAAUUAUAUUGUCAGUAUUAGAAUAUCCUGUGAAAAAGUACUUCAAAUAAGGUUAUUGUCUCUUUUAAUUCAGUGGUGACAAGUUGUUAAUUUUUUGAAUGAUUGCUCUGUUUUUUCAUAAUUUACUGUUUUGUUAAUUAUUUCCAUCUUACCUAAUUUAAUUUUUUCACAUGUUGCCCCAGAAAUGAGAGUUGUCCUUUUAUUUUUUAUUGUCAUGUGGAAAAAGGGAUUCAGUUUAUUUCUUGUUGUAGACAAAUUUUUCUUUUGAUAUUUCACUUGUGUUAUUAGUUUCUUUUGUCUUGUUUACAUGAAAUUUCAUUUGUAUAAAACAUUAAACCAUGUGUAUUUACAAUUAAUUUGAAAUUGCUUUUGAUCAAAUAUGUCUAGAAAAAAGACAGUUCAGUUAAGUAAGUUUAAAUGUGAUAUGUUUUUUGUAUUGUUCAUUUGUGAAAUGAAUAUGAAAUGAAUUUGUCUACAACAACAGAAUGUUUAUUUCAAUCUGAAGUUGUCUCCCAUGUAGAUAUUGCAAGGGAGAUAAUUAUGAAUAUUUUCUCCCUUUCUUUAUAAAAGUUUAAAUUUGAGAUGACUGGUUGAAGAUUUAUAAUUUGAUUCUGGUGCGUGUCAUAUCAUAGAAUACUUUUAUAUGUAAAGGUAGAUGAACUAGCUGUGGUUCAUGUCUACCUAUUGCCAAGUCAAAUAUGAAACAUUUAAUAAA
This is a messenger RNA of Mytilus trossulus (common blue mussel), 4637 nucleotides long. Its product is annotated as casein kinase II subunit alpha. Gene Ontology annotation, molecular function: protein serine/threonine kinase activity; ATP binding. Gene Ontology annotation, biological process: regulation of cell cycle; peptidyl-serine phosphorylation; peptidyl-threonine phosphorylation. The transcript is spliced from 12 exons. Bases 445 to 1611 code for a protein of 388 amino acids. The record is from RefSeq and is a predicted model, not a curated record. Gene Ontology annotation, cellular component: protein kinase CK2 complex; cytosol; nucleus. Lineage: Eukaryota; Metazoa; Mollusca; Bivalvia; Mytilida; Mytilidae.